Molecule: messenger RNA, 657 nt
Organism: Vitis vinifera (wine grape)
Lineage: Eukaryota; Viridiplantae; Streptophyta; Magnoliopsida; Vitales; Vitaceae
Product: putative disease resistance RPP13-like protein 1
Exons: 2
Coding region: 1-657 (218 amino acids)
Source: RefSeq, a predicted model, not a curated record
AUGGCGGACGCACUGCUCUCGACUUCGCUUCAAGUUCUAUUCGAGAGGUUGUCUUCUCCAGAGCUCAUAAACUUCAUUCGGCGACGGAAUCUCAGCAAAGAACUCCUUAACGACUUGAGGAGGAAAUUCUUGGUUGUUCUCAAUGUGCUCAAUGAUGCAGAGGUGAAGCAAUUUUCAAACGACCAAGUCAAAGAGUGGCUGGUACAGGCUAAGGAUGUUGUGUAUGGUGCGGAGGACCUGUUGGACGGGAUCGCUACCGACGCUUUGCGCUGCAAGAUCGAAGCUGCGGACUCCCAAACCGGUGGAAUUCAUCAGGUGUGGAACAAGUUCUCUGAUUGCGUUAAGGCUCCAUUUGCUACUCAAAGCAUGGAGUCCAGAGUGAAGGAGAUGAUCGCUAAACUUGAGGCUAUUGCUCAAGAAAAAGUUGGGCUUGGCCUGAAAGAAGGUGGGGGCGAGAAACUGCCACCAAGAUUACCAUCCACUUCUUUGGUGGAUGAGUCCUUUGUGUACGGCAGGGAUGAAAUUAAGGAGGACAUGGUGAACUGCUUGCUUUCUGAUAACGAAAGAGGCAAGGAGGACAUAGAUGUGAUCUGCAUAGUUGGCAUGGGCGGCACCGAAUUCAUAAAGGUUCCUCCACAUAAGAUGUAUCUUCACUAA